Molecule: messenger RNA, 1692 nt
Organism: Truncatella angustata
Lineage: Eukaryota; Fungi; Ascomycota; Sordariomycetes; Amphisphaeriales; Sporocadaceae
Exons: 1
Coding region: 312-1274 (320 amino acids)
Biological process (GO): chromatin remodeling; regulation of transcription by RNA polymerase II
Cellular component (GO): NuA4 histone acetyltransferase complex
Molecular function (GO): histone binding
Source: RefSeq, a predicted model, not a curated record
AACUAAGUACUGUGCCACUCGGCUGCGGUAGGUUCUGAGCCAGUCGCAACGUCAUUCCAUUUUCAUGGCAACGCGAGUGAGCAUCGAUCACCACGAAUCUAACAUCUGGUGGUGCCUACGUAGAGUACGAACCUGUCAACUUGAUUGAAUCACUCCCAAGUACGGUUUAGAGGCACCAGAUCGUUGAACGCACACGCCCUCAGUGCUACUCAUUCGCUGUACCUUGCAUACAAUGAAUGACAGGUACUGCCCAUUUGCCACCACAGAUGCAUAACGUCUGAACCCCAUAUCCAAGAAAGGGUGCGUUCAAGAUGAGUACUGUCAGCGGCCGGAUCUCUGUGUCGACCAGGGGAACUAGAAACAGCCAGCUAUCAGAACAAGACAACCCACCAGUGAGUGGUGUGCCGCGAAGCAUUAGCCGUCAAAACUCGGCAGACGCAGAUGCAGAGGAUGUUGGCGAAGAUGAUCUGUGCCCCGUGUGCCGCCUACUCCUCUACAAGCCGGUGACCACCACAUGCAACCACACUCUAUGCAAUUACUGUAUGGCACAGUGGGCGUCUGUGUCGCUUGCAGCACCUAUGACCAUCGUAGACGUGGAUGAGCAGCCGGCGGAAUUCGAUGCCGUUUCAGAGCUCCAGGCGCGAUGUCCCAUGUGUCGUACCAUGACCACCGCGGCGCCGAAUCCCGUCCUUGCCCAGACGCUGAAGGAAAAAUAUCCGAUAACAUCGCACGAGCGGGCUGCAGAAGCCCAAGCAGAAGGGGACGGACUGGGCGGUGACUCAAUUCAAACAGUGACGGUGUAUAUUGGCAACAGGCACGACUGGAUCGCCCCCAAACCAGAUUCGCCACGUAAUCAGCACGAAUGGACGUUUUUCGUGCGGCCGAGCCGAACAGAUAUCAUCGAGGAGGUGCACAUAUUUUUGCACCCAACGUUUCGGCAGAAUCACGUCGUCAAGCAACGGCCGCCGUACCAGAUUUCACGACUGGGAUGGGGUGUUUUUACAAUCACAGCCUCGGUCGUACUGAAAGCGGGGUACUCGUGGGUUUCGGACGAUGCGCAAGACUCGCCUGACGGCGCGGCCAAGGGCGUCCUCCCGCUGGAAUGGAUGUUGGACUUUGACGGCUUUGAUGGGAAAGGUAGCAUGGGGAGAUGUCGGUUGAAAGUCAAGAAUGACCGUGGUUGGGAGGGCAUCAGCGAUGAAGAAGAGAGGGACCAGAGAGAAUGGGGCAGGAUGGUGAGGCAAUAUGAGCGCGAUGGUAGAUAUGAGCCGUGAGGGUUGCUGGCAGACAGAGAGCGGGCAUUUUGGUAGAGUACGCAAUGCACAUGGCAGUCGACACCAUACCGGAUCGUCACAGCCAACUGUUUUCAACAUCCGGAACCUUCCAAAUGAUUGUUCUGUAACAUAGGGACUGACGCGUUUUUGGGAUGCUUUACGUGUAUUCAUACUUGAAAUAUAGGUUGGACUAAUAAGCCUUGGCGGUCAUGCCUCGGAGGGCAUGCUCUGCUAUCGUGACGCAGCGAUGUCAUGUUGCGGAUAUCGAAGUUUUGUGCAACUGUUUCUUUUAUUCAGAUGGGCAACUCAGCUGCUCCUCCACGAGAACAAUGGGGCAGUGGGCACCAAACAACCUUUGGUCGCACUUGUCACGAGCACCAUUCACUCUACGGAUGGAUGGUUACGUUAUUAUAGUAGG